This is a messenger RNA of Alternaria arborescens, 546 nucleotides long. RefSeq lists its product as hypothetical. Lineage: Eukaryota; Fungi; Ascomycota; Dothideomycetes; Pleosporales; Pleosporaceae. Bases 1 to 546 code for a protein of 181 amino acids. The transcript is spliced from 4 exons. The record is from RefSeq and is a predicted model, not a curated record.
AUGAAGACAUCUACUAUCCUUCUCACGACGACCAUAUGCGUCCUCGCUACUGCCACAUCUCUCCCGAGUUCCGAAACUUUAGCUACCAGCGACAUCUGGAUAGGUCUGAACUUGAACAAAUGUCUAGUUAAUGCCGAAGUCGUUCCCCAGGCCAAUCUCGAAGCUCAGAAAGUUGUUGCCAAAGAGGUCAUCGAUGCAUACAACGUCUGGGAUAUCGAAAAGAUUCUCGCAUACCGAACUCCGGACUGCAAGCAACAAAUCCUACCCGCUGCUCUUAACCGCUCACCUAAGAGUAACGACGAGUACCGCGCAUACUUUGAAACUAUUGAGCCUUUGUACAUCAAUUUCACAGCCACAGUCUUCCAAGAGACGCAUGACCCCGAGGCGCACACUUGUAUCAUACAUGCACGCAGUACAGCGUCGACGCCGAUCGAGGAUGGUACGCAAGUUAGACAAUUCGACGAGUUCGUCGAUUCGGCAUACACUCUGGAGUUUGGGGCGAGGUUGGCUGCAUUCUUGACGAACGGGACGUCGACUGAUCACUGA